This is a messenger RNA of Camellia sinensis, 1313 nucleotides long. RefSeq names its product transcription factor DIVARICATA. The record is from RefSeq and is a predicted model, not a curated record. NCBI's taxonomy places the organism in Eukaryota, Viridiplantae, Streptophyta, Magnoliopsida, Ericales, Theaceae. Gene Ontology annotation, molecular function: DNA binding.
UAUUCUGAUUCCUUUCUAAUGCUUCUUGAUUUAAGACAGACAUUGCCAUUGUAAAAUCCCCACCUCUCUCUCCAUUCCCCAUUUGGGUCCUCUGUUUUUCCUCUGUUUCCAAAUUUUCUUUUCCUAGAUGAAUUCUCAUUAAAUUGUAGAGAGUCUUGUGUAUUCUUGAGCUCAAACUCAGAUGAGAUGAAGUGGGGGAUGGAGAUUCUGUCGCCAGCAUCCAAUCUUUCGAACUCGAAUUGGUUGUUUGAAGAGAGCAGGAGCACAAAUUGGACCCCGGCAGAGAACAAGUUGUUUGAGAAUGCUCUGGCGGUGUACGAUAAGGAGACGCCGGAUCGGUGGCAGAGAGUGGCUGCCAUGAUACCGGGGAAGACGGUGAGGGAUGUGAUGAAGCAAUACAAGGAAUUGGAGGAUGAUGUUAGUAGUAUAGAAGCAGGGUUGGUUCCAAAUCCUUGGGACAAUUCAUCCCCUUUUACAUUGGAAUGGGGAAAUAGUGAUGGAAUUUGUGGGUUCAAGCAGUCAUAUAGUCCCGUCGGAAAGCGAUCCUCGGCGGGUCGGGUUUCGGAACAGGAGAGGAAGAAAGGGGUUCCGUGGACAGAAGAAGAGCAUAAGUUGUUUCUGAUGGGACUUAAAAAAUACGGAAAAGGAGACUGGAGGAACAUUUCGCGCAAUUUUGUGAUCACUAGAACACCAACUCAGGUGGCUAGCCAUGCCCAAAAGUACUUCAUCAGGCAACUUUCCGGUGGGAAAGACAAGAGAAGAGCUAGCAUUCAUGACAUAACAACAGUAAACCUCAAUGAAGAUCAAACUCAUUCACCGGAUAAUAAAAAACCUCCUUCGCCGGACCAAUCCUCCACGCUUACCCAACAGCAGAAUUCUGCUUCCAUGCCCAAAACAACCUUUCAAUGGAAUCAUCCAAUGGAUUUCAACCAAACACAUGGAAACAUGUUCAUGAAUCCCUAUGGGAUUAACUCAUAUGGGAUUAAAAUGGAGUGUCCGGAUCUGCCAGUAAGUGUUAACCAUGAAUCUUAUGUUGGACCCCAAAACAUGGUUUUUCAGAUGCAAUCUGCUCAUCACUAUCCUAAUGGAUGAGACAACUGUUGUUGUAUUGAAUGUUCUCAAUGGUUCAAAAUGUAUCAUCUUCUUUCAGUUCCAGUAUAGAUUGCCUGUGUAUUGUGUUUUGUGAAUAUGUUAUUUGGGCACUUGAGUUAGUCCUUGGUAUUGGAAAAUGAGAGAGAACAGGAUUAUAUAUAUCUUGCUUGGAUUGGAACUUCAAAUUCUGAAAUGUGAUAAUGAAACAAGACAUUCUCAAA